This is a messenger RNA of Mangifera indica (mango), 1572 nucleotides long. RefSeq names its product pectin acetylesterase 8-like. Gene Ontology annotation, molecular function: pectin acetylesterase activity. Gene Ontology annotation, biological process: cell wall organization. Gene Ontology annotation, cellular component: plant-type cell wall. NCBI's taxonomy places the organism in Eukaryota, Viridiplantae, Streptophyta, Magnoliopsida, Sapindales, Anacardiaceae. The transcript is spliced from 13 exons. Bases 151 to 1323 code for a protein of 390 amino acids. The record is from RefSeq and is a predicted model, not a curated record.
AUCCCAAUCCGAAGUCCCUAUAAAUAUGAGUAUGAAAACUGCUUCCUCCUUAGACGAGGAGCUUUUACCAUUGCUUCCUCCUCGUCGUUUCAGUCCCUCAACAGGCUUAAAUCACUCGUUCUUCGUUUUUUUCAAGCUUGGAAUCCAAGGAUGGUUGCUUCGAGAUUGGCCCAAUGGUUGACUUUUCUAGUUUGUGGACUGAUAAUCCUGAAAACAGAAGGUUAUUAUGUGGAUAUCACCUAUGUUGAAAGUGCUGUAGCAAAAGGAGCUGUUUGCUUGGAUGGUAGCGCACCUGCUUACCAUCUCAGUCCGGGGUUUGGUGCUGGGGUAAACAAUUGGUUGGUGCAUAUUGAGGGAGGUGGCUGGUGCAACAAUGUCACAACUUGUCUUUCCCGUAAAAGUACCCAUUCAGGUUCAUCUAAGCUAAUGGAUAAGCAAGUUGCCUUUUCGGGAUUACUGAACAACAAGAAGCAGUUUAACCCAGACUUCUACGAUUGGAAUAAAGUCAAGGUUAGAUAUUGUGAUGGGGCAUCAUUUACUGGCGAUGUGGAAGCUGUAAAUCCUGCAACUAACCUUCACUAUAGAGGAGCCAGGGUUUUUCAUGCCGUCUUGGAGGAUUUAAUGGCUAAAGGAAUGGAAAAUGCUGAAAAGGCUCUUCUGUCAGGCUGUUCAGCUGGGGGAUUGACUUCAAUUUUGCAUUGUGAUGAAUUCCGAGGUCUCUUUCCCAUGAGCACCAAUGUAAAAUGCUUAGCAGAUGCUGGAUAUUUCAUCAAUGCGAAGGAUAUUCUUGGAGGAAAUCACAUUGAACAGUUUUACAGCGAAGUGGUCACUACACAUGGAUCAGUGAAGAACUUGCCGGCGCACUGCACUUUGAAAAUGAAACCAGAAUUAUGUUUCUUCCCACAACAUGUGGUGCCGGAAAUUAUAACACCACUUUUUGUUUUAAAUUCAGCCUAUGAUUCAUGGCAGAUAAGGAACAUUUUGGCCCCUGGUGUUGCUGAUCCCCAUGGAACUUGGUCCAGCUGCAAGCUCAAUAUAGCCAACUGUUCUGCAGCUCAACUAGAAACGGUGCAAGAUUUUAGGAAGGAAUUCGUAAGUGCAUUGACUGAACUUGGCGACUCUUUAACUGAGGGAAUGUUUAUAGACUCUUGCUAUGUCCACUGCCAAACUGAAACGCAGGAGACAUGGUUAAGUUAUGACUCUCCAAUGCUGGGAAAGACGCCUAUUGCAAAGGCUGUGGGAGACUGGUUUUACAAUCGGAGUCCUUUCCAAAUGGUCGAUUGCCCUUACCCUUGCAACCCGACUUGCCACAACAGUGUUUGAUUCUAAAUCGGUUCAUCAACUAGAGAUGGAUUUAUUGAUCUGUGUUAAGGCACCAAAAGGAGAAACUUAUGAUUCCAGAAAUGAAUAUUGAAAAUGUGAGCUAGAAUAAGAAAUAAAUAUUAUAUAAUUGGUUAGUGUAUGAAAUAAACAAGGACAACCAAUACACUGAAUUCGUGUGCUGGGUGUCUUCUCCAUUUUUAUGUAAUUUUAAUAUGGUUAUCUCAAUGGAAUCCAUUGUUUCAUCUACAA